AUGGCCGAAGACGAACAUGCUAUGUCCGUGGCCAUUGUGCUAAAGAGCCCCCGAGUGGGGGGCAAGUUUGAAGUGCCGACGGAUUGCGAGGGGGAAGACGCUAGCAGGGAGGGGGACUUGGCCGAAGAGCCGACUUUGGUCCCCGAACUCCACGCUACGGAGGCACUCGCUAAGAAGCAGCGCCUCUUGCUCGACAAGGCCUACCGCCUCGCAGAUCAGGGUUUCGGGCCUCUAGAGCUUGCCUCGCUAGACCUGGACGAGUCUACGGCAAUGGCGCACCAGCUGGCUACGGAGCUAAAUCUCCCCUUUGGAGACUGGCUAGUGGACGCCCUUUACUGCUGGCUGCAAGAGGCCCGCGAGGAAGCUAAGGUCUACAAACGGGCCCAGGGCUACUACAGCGACGAUCUGGCGUGGAUGUCGCUAAUGCCGCCUAUGGAGCUGCCUGAUGCUAAGGGCGUGGGCCCGCCGCUACGUGAGCGCAAUCGGAAGCUCAUCGAGGACGGCUGCAGCGUGCAAGCUAGGGAGGAGCGGCUACUGGACAUAUGGUGUCGCAAGCUUCGCGACGAGCUCCAGCUAAUCAAUGCGCCGGUGCUGGUAUCGAUACAGGGCAGCCUGGAUCCGGACCGGGCCGCUCUCUUGCUAACUGGGAGCACCAGAGCCUCUAUGCUGAAACGCUAUCUGGGCUACUACCGACAGUGGCGACUGUGGCUGGGAGAGGCGAAGCUAAGGCUCCCACCUGGGAGACCCUCCGACUUGGUGGACUACCUGCUAGCCCGCCGUGAUGAGCCAUGCGGCCGCUGGGUGCCAGAAGCUAUUCUGAAAGCUAUCGCCUGGGUGGAGAAGGUCGCUGAGUUCGAGGAGAUGCUACGUGCCACCCAUGGCCGUCUGGCGUGGGCCGCUAAAGACAAGAUCACCGAGAUCCUGUCUGAGGGAGCGCGUCUCAUCAAGAGGGCCCCGCGCCACCCGGUCUUUAUGCUGAUGCUGCUAGCGGCAGUGGUCAUCGACGUGGGGCACGCUAUUGGCUGGAAGAUUUGGGCCUGGGCCAAGCUGAUAAAGGUCUGGGCCUCGCUACGGGUCGGACCUGCAAGCUAUCAUCCCCGCCGAGCUCUCGCUAGUGGAGGGGAGGCUUUCCACCGUGCUAAGGCGAACCAAGACAUCGGGAGCAACUGGCUGAAGGUGGGUUUUGACCUCCUGCGAACCCACGCUAACUACAAGCGGGACUACCUCCUCCCGCGGCUAAACCAGGACGGUCUCCUUGAGAAGAAGCCGGCCAGCUAUGCGGACGCUAUGGUGGCGACGGCGGGACUGUUGGGCAUCCUGGGCUACCGCUGGAAGUGCAGGGUGCCGCCUCAGGACAAGGACCUGCUAGGGAGGGUCGCCCGACUCCAGGCUCUCUUCGCUAAGGUGGCCAGAGGGGCAAAUCGCUACGAUCGGCUGGACGAGCGGGAGAUUGCGGCAGACCUGGUUCCAUGGCUGAUGGAACGCGGACCACCGCUAGACGACCCAGCAGCAGAGGUUAAGGUUCUGGACCGCGUGGCUCGCUAUGUCAUUGUAGAGCUACCGGGUGGCUCGCUAGCGAAUUCGGGCGACGAGUCCGGGGAGCGCAACUCCCCCGCUACGGCCUCGGGCCUUUUGCUAAAUGCUGCAGCACAGUUCGGCGUGAGACGUCUGGAGCUAAAAGAUUUAUGCCUCAGUUUUGUGCUGCUACAGGACCGCUACCUGACCUUAGGCGAACGAGAUCUGUUGGCCCGCCUCGACAACGCUAAGGUCGCUAUGGUCCACAACCAGGCGCUACGUGCUAGCAGCUGGCACGACUUCAACCAGGCCGAGAUCGACACUAUGACCGAGGCCGAGUACCAGGCCGCGCUAGCCCAGGAGCGCUUGGAGGAGCUACGCCGGGCCUCCGCUAUCAAGCUGGAGGAGGCCCAGCGAGCCAUCGCUAUGGAGCAAGAGGCGGAGGUCCGCAGCUACGAGGAGGAGAUCCAGGACGCCAGUGAUCCAGCCGCUAGGGGCUACGACGACAUCGCUAUAAGUUGGACCGAGCUCUUCAAGGACGCCAACCGCUACAUGCGCCCGCUUCGGGGCGCGCUACAGGAUGAUGGCCGCCAGCUUGCGACCGCUACGGACUGCCGUGGCGCCGAGUGGGCGGUCGAGUUCUUCGGCAGGGCCCGCCCACCGCUACAGGCACGCUGCAAUGCCUUUCCCCAAGGAGGCAACCGAGCGCUAAAGGCCAACCAGAUUUGGCUCGCUAGGGAAGUGGAAGAGCUACGGGAGAUCACAGAGGAGGCUACAGGCUACUGCAAAAGGGACGGGCCGCUCGGGGAAGCUGGCCGCUACAUGUCCACAGUCACCUGCUACAUGCAGUCCUGUCCGGUUGCCAGAAAGAAGGGGAGUGCUAGAAUGAGAGUGGGAAGGGGGACGGGGACCAGGAAGCAGGACGCGCUAGCCAAAAAGCUGGCGCUUGGCGGCUCGGCUGCCGGCGUCGUGGUGGCCUGGAAGACCGCUACUCUGCGCGUUGAGCGCCAGGCGGAGGCCGAAGCUACGAAUGAAGUGCGGGAACUCAUUGAAAAGAAGCUAGCGGAGCUCGAGUCCGGAGAAUUCCGGGCCGAGCCGCUAACGGAGAUCAUCAGCCGGGAUGAGGUCGACCCAGACACGCUAAUGCCCGACUGGGAUGCUAAAGGCACUCUUUCAACGUUGAAGAAGGGCGGGUCCAAGACCGCUAUGCCCUCGGGGCCCGAGCAGCUACGGCUGCGGCUUACCGUCCUCCAGAACGCGCUAAUCAUGAUCCAGCUAAGGCAAUUAGGCCGGGAGGAGCUCAAGGACGUUAACAUGGCGCUAUUCGAGAAGUACAAGGAGUACCUCCUUGGGGACUACUGCUACGGCCUCCGCUCCAGCGAGGACUCGGGCUCGCUAGUUCCGCCGUGGACUCUGGUGCUCCAAUACGAGCACGCUAUCCGCAAGCAUGCCUAUAAGGUCAUGGCCACAGCUGGCUAUACCUUUGGUGCCGCGCUAACCCACGCCUACAAGGAGCCCUCCGUGAAGGAGCACAACUUCACCACGCCGCUAGCUCUGCACGCUAAGCGGCCCCAGCCCUGGAUCGCUACCGCCGAUCGCCCGCCCAAGAAGCUAAAGAACGGCAAGGGCAAAGGCAAGGGCAAGGACGGCAAAGGCGCUAAGAAGCUAAAGGAGGGAUCCGACCGCACUCCGGAAGGAAACCCUAUCUGCUUCCGCUACAACGGCAAGGGUGGCUGCAAGCAAGGCGCUAAGUGCCACUUCGCGCGCUUCUGUAUGCUAUGCUUUGGGAAGCAUCCCGCUACGCACUGCCCCCAGAAAGCGGCACCGGCUAAGGUGCUCUACCUGUUUUCGGGCGUCGCCCACAAGCUAGACAUGGCUACCUGCUUGCAACAACUGGGUCCGCAGCAGCUACUUGGACCGCAUCCGCGCAAAGGAGUUGACGCCAUACUGCUGUCGCCGCGUUGCGCUAGCUUUUCCCGCGCUACCUGGGCCAACUUUCGUGGGCCGCGGCCAGUUCGCAGCUACGAGCUGCCGCGAGGACUGGAGAAGCUAACGCCAGCAGAGCGGGACCGCGCUAUCCUGAAGAACAUCUUCGCGGACUUCUCCUUUCAGGUCGCUACUCUGGUAGCCGACGGGGCUGCUGGAGCAGCCCGAGGACCUUGGAGCGCUAUCCACUGGACCGCACGAGGGGCUCCGGCCCGCCUCUAUGUGGCAGUGGCCGCAGCUAGCCGACCUUCUGGAAAAGGGACUAAGGACUGUGGCUUUUCACCAAGCAGCUUCGGGGUGCCCUACGCUAAACCUACACGCUUGCUGCUUCGCGCCUCGCUAGACAUGCCCGACUUCGUCUACGAAGGCCUGCCUAGCUACGAUGACCAAGGCUACUACAAAGGUGGCCUCACGCUAGGAGCUAUGCCGACGGAGCAGCCAGAGAAGGAAGCCUUCAAGAUGGCUGCAGGGGGCGAGCAGGGCUGCUCCCUCGCUAGUGACCCAGAGGCUCAGGCCCCUGGUGAUCCGGACCGGGAGCUCCUCCGACAGGCGGAGGAGGGGCUACCCGUGGGUGUCCUCGAUCCGCUACCGAGGACGCCCCGCGUCUUCGAAAAACAGCUAAAGUGGCCGCUGGAGAACGCACCCUGGGAGGCCUCGCUAGCGUGGGUGCCCAACUACAGCUCGGUGGCGGAGUCGCUAAGGCCAAGUUCGAGAGGACAUCGGCGAGGGGCUAUAAUGACCAAGAUGUCGCUAAAGGACUUCCUCGACCACUAUGGUGUCCACACCGCUAUCGCCGCCUUGGCCGUUAUUGUCGAGGACGAGGCUAAGGAUAAGAAGCGCGUUAUCCAUGACGCUACGCACGGGGUCCGGGUCAACCACCGGAUCAAGGAGAAGAAACACCUGCUACGCGAACACGAGGAGGCCGGGGAGGUGGCCUUCUCGGUAGUGGGGGACAUCGCUAAGGCCCAUCGCCGCUUCAAGCACGCCGCUAAGGAACACGGCUACCUGGCCUGCCAAGUGGACGCUGAAGAGGAGACUGUCUACGUUAACUUCGUGGGUACCUUCGGGCUCUCCUGCGCUAGCUACUGGUGGACACGCAUCGCUGCCUGUGGCCUCAGGCUAACCUACCAUUUGCUGGGGCCGGGUUUUCCGCUAGACAUGUUGCUCUACGCCGACGACCUGGAGUCGAUGGGUCGUGGCGCUAAGGGAAGGAGAGGCAUCCCGCUCAGCUACCUCUACCUGGCGGCGCUUGGCCUCUCGCUGAAGCGAGCUACUUGGUUGGUCGAGUGGCUCGGUGGGCUAGCCGAGUCUGGGAAGGCCCAAGCUAAGUCCUUCGUCCAGGGGCUAGGGCAGAUUCGCCUCCAUUGCGCUAGACUGGGAGAGGCCCUUCUUGGGUCCGCUGGUCCUCUGCGCUACAGGGGAAGUCGGGCCCUCUCACGCUACCGACCAUGGUCCGGGUCCUCUGCGGCGCUAGCGGAGCGACUAGAGAGUGGGGGGCGACUACAGAAGCCCGAGCCGCUACUGGAAGGCGCUGCACCGCUGAGCUUUUUCACUGACGCUAAGGGCGAGGAGGGUCGGGUCUGGGUCGGUGGCUUUCUCGGGCUGGUGGACGGUGGCCAGGGCCCUUGGUUCUCGCUAGAGGUCACUCCGGAGUGGGCCCCCUGGGCUUUCGCUAAGGGCGACCCGGGUAAGGUCAUUGCCGCGCUAGACCAUGCGACCAGCUACUUUGAAGAGUUGGGCAUGGCUAAGAGGACCAAGAAGGCCCCGGUUCGCAAAGCGACCACGUAA
Messenger RNA from Symbiodinium sp. CCMP2456, 5289 nucleotides. The record is from the annotation of a GenBank genome assembly. Lineage: Eukaryota; Dinophyceae; Suessiales; Symbiodiniaceae.